Molecule: messenger RNA, 1716 nt
Organism: Cryptomeria japonica (Japanese cedar)
Lineage: Eukaryota; Viridiplantae; Streptophyta; Pinopsida; Cupressales; Cupressaceae
Exons: 6
Coding region: 346-1242 (298 amino acids)
Source: RefSeq, a predicted model, not a curated record
CCAGUGAAGUUUAUAUCCAACUUUUUGUUGCACCAGUCAUUCGUUAAUGUCUUUUUUAAAACAAUUUAGAUUAAAGAAUCUUUAAAUCAAUAAAAAAGAAAAUCUUUCAAAUUGCCAUGAAAUAAAAAAUUUGUGCUCGUUACAGACAAUAAUCCAAACUGUAAUGUAUUCAUCGCCGUUGCAUUCAAUUAGCUGUUGGUCCCAUUCAAGCAUUAACGACUAAAUCCUGUGAUUGGGAAACAAAUUCUUCGUUAAAUCUCGGAGGUUUUUCGCAAUUCGUACAGCUCUGAGAUCGUGCGCUGCAGACACGGGACCGGAAAGAGCGAGGAGAAUAGCUUAAGCAAGAUGACGGAAUUGAAUCCCAACUUCUGGCUACCGUCAAAUGUGCUCAGCGAUGACGACGAUGAUGAACAAUCUGACGCCCUGUUGACGCCCCGGGGCGUCGCGGCCUUUGAAACAGAAGCGGCCCAGGAAGUCGCAGGGUCGAAUUCGCCCAAGUCGACGGUCUCCAGCGGGUCGUCACCGUCUUGCAGCCAGAGGGAGAGAGGGAGUGAUUCUUGGGAUUUAUUGGACGGCGCGGCCAUGAAAUUGAAGGUGAAUGAGGUUAACUGGAGUAAGGAUUUUCAUGCCGAGUGGUCCUCUGCUAAUAACAUCAAUAGUAACGAAGGAAAAGGAAAUGCCUUCACAACCUGGAACUCAACUAAUUUUACCGAAAAUUCUACUAUUCCUGCCAGCCAGUUAGUGCAAGAGAAGCUCUGCCCUGUACGCCCUGGAUGGUGCCAACAGACAAAACUCGUGCAGAACCAGUCGACAAGAAUUGUUGACCAUUCUUAUCCACCAUGGGCUUUCGUUCAGGGGGCUGGAUCAGGCAUGAAAGCAGUUUUUCUUGAGUCUAAUGGAUCUAGCAGAGAAUCUGGAGGCACGGGGGUUUUCCUACCUCGCAGGGCUGGGAAUAUUAUUGAUUCAAAGAAGAAGAAGAAACCGGGUUUCUCUACUGUUCUCCUUCCUUAUCGAGUUGUUCAGGCAUUGAACCUUACUAUCCAAAAUAUGAAUGUACAGUCGCCUGUGCGUGAUUUAGACAAGUGGAAAAAUGGAUUCAUCUGUGGUAGGAAGAUUGAGAACAAUAAUCGUCUUUCUGGGAAUGAGUGGUCUGAUCAACAAAAGGAGCCUUUCCAUUCAGUCAAUUCAAAUAAUCAUGCACUUUCCCCUGAAAUUAGUUUACCACAAGAUUGGACUUAUUAAUUCGAUUAAGUCCUAAUUUCAACCUCAAUAUGCUGUCAAGGAUUCUUAAGAUAAUCAAACGCAGGCAUUCAUUAGAAUUUAUUACAUCUAUAGGAGCUGUAUGUAGACAAGAAUAACUCUGUGAGAGCAAUUGUAAGCACAGAACAAUGCUCAGGUAUGGAUCUGUUGUAAUGUUGCCACUGUAGGCAGUCUCAUUGGGAACUUUAUCACCAUUGUACAGAAAGUAAAUAUUAGGUGAUUCUAAUUGCCAUAUGGUCAUGACUCAUGAUAAUUAGAAUCACCACCAUGGUGACUAUAUUGCAUGUAAAAGACCGGGAAAGCUUUAAAUCUCAAUGAACAUACAGCACUGUGAAUAAAUGGUCUUUACCCAUAAGCAAAAUUGAACUUUUACUGUUCAAUGUUCUGCGUACUCUGUAACAAACAGAAUAAUGAAAAUUCAAUCCAACAUGCAUCUGUUUGGCUGCUUCAUUUUCA